UGGUGCUGAUGUCGUUGACCGUGGCACCAAUCAGACUGCUGAUGGCCGGUUUCUGUCUUCUUAUUGCUUGGCCAAUCGCAGCGCUGGCCCUGCUUGGCAGAGACAAGGAUGAGGAGAAAGUGCCCCUAGCCGGGUGGAGGAACAUGUUGAGGCCCAUUGUGGUGUUUUUCUGCCGUGGAGUAUUCUUCUGGGGAGGUUUGCACUGGUUGUCGGUGAAAGGGAAGCGUGCCACGUCCCAGGAGGCACCCAUAGUCGCCCUCUCUCCACACUCAUCAUACUUUGACUCUGUUGUCGUCACCUACCUGGACCUCACUUCAGUUGUGGCCAAAUCUGAAUCAGAAUAUGUGCCCAUAUUUGGAACAUUAAUUAGAUACACACAGCCUGUGUUUGUGUCUCGUGAAGACCCAGACUCCCGAGUGAACACAAUCAAAGAAAUUAAGAGACGAGCUCAGUCCAAUGGAAAAUGGCCACAGAUCGUCAUCUUUCCUGAGGGCACAUGUACAAACAGAUCCUGUCUGAUCUCCUUCAAGCCAGGGGCAUUUUACCCUGGUGUGCCCAUCCAGCCUGUCCUGAUCAGAUACCUCAAUGAGCUGGAUACCGUUACAUGGACUUGGGAUGGACCAGGACCAUUUGCAGUGCUGUGGUACACAUUGUGUCAGUUUCAAACACGUAUGGAAAUAGAGUUCUUGCCUGUGUAUCACCCUAAUACGUUAGAGCUGGCUGACCCAAAGCUUUUUGCCAAUAAUGUCAGAGAAGAAAUGGCCAGAUGUCUGGGUGUACCUGUCACUGAUCAUACCUAUGAUGACUGCAGACUGAUGCAAAGGGCAGCUAUCAACAAACUACCUAUGGCAUCAGGGCUUGUAGAAUUUUACAAACUACACCAAAAACUAGGGUUAGAUUUCGACACCAUUAAAGAAAUGUUUGACAGAUUUUGUAAGAUCUGUCGUGGAAAGCCAGGUCGUGUUACAAUUGAGGAAUUUGCCAAGUAUUUACGCCUGCCGGUUUCUGACCCCUUGCGUACAGUUUUCCAGCUUUAUGACAGAGCUGGCUCAGGCUAUAUAGAUUUCAGAGAAUAUGUGAUUGGCUUGUCAUUGGUGUCAGGACCAGCAGCUACUGAAGAGACAAUACAGCUAGCCUUCACGCUUUUUGAUUCUGAUGGGAAGGGAUAUAUCUCAGAGGAGGAACUGUCACAGAUUUUACUAAAUGCAUUUGGGAUGAACGAUAUAGAUACUCAUGAGCUGUUCAAGGAAGUGGACGCUGAUGAGGAUGGCAAGAUCACAUAUGAUGAGUUUCAAGCCUGUGCAGAAAAGAAGCCAGAAUAUGCCAAGCUGUUUGUGACGUAUCGUGAAAUGUCUGAUUCCAGUAAACAGAACGGCCAUCCAGGCGGAGAACAUGGCCAUGACCAGCCACUCAACAAGGCUGAAUAACUGCUCAUUUUAACUUUUUAUCUUUUAUAUUGGAAAUAAUAUAUUUAGUUUUGACAGCAGGGGAUAUUUAAUCCAAAAGGCUUAGAGGGUGCCAGAAAAGAAGGAAGUAUUAGUAAAAUUUUUAAAAAAGGACUGAUAGUUCAGGAUGUGCAGGAAAAUGAUUUGUGAUAGGAGCAUAUUAAAGGUUGAUACACUGGAAAAUUUGUCUUGGAGAAGACAAAAUUCUUGAUCACAUUUAAAGUUUAGACUUUCUCGAAACUCUAAAAUGAUUUUUGGGGUAACUUUCCUUCACUCAUUGCAGAGGUGUAGCAAAAACACAUCUCUUAUGAAAAAUGUUACCAAAAAUUUGAUAUACACUGUUCAGAGUUUUGUGAAAGUUGCCCCAUUUGAUUUAGAAUUUGUUUGUUAGUGUGUUUUUUUGUUUUUUUUUUUUAGUAUUUUUAUUCAGACUGUUAAAACUUUAUUAACUAUAAACAGUAUGUAUUCUUUUGAGUAUGUUAUGGGUAAACAUUUUGUUGUGUUUUUCUGUGCAUUGGAUUUUGGUAAACUGAGCAAAUAUUGAAUUUGUGUGAAGGGCAGACCCUAGGAAUAAGACUCUUUCUAUUUUUAGGCUAUAUUAGUUUUGUUGUUUGUUUCAGACAAUGUAAAUGGAUAGGAAUUUUUUAUUUCAAAUUUUGUCAGCAGUCUUUACAUUAUGGGUUAUGGCUUUAAUGUGGUGUAGUUUGUGCAAAGAAAUGUAUAUAUCGGUACACAUGAACACUGAAGGUUAAAUUUAUUGUUCAAUUCUUCUUUUUUCAUUUACUCAAAUUUGCACCAAAUCAUGUAUGAAAUGAAAGUCAAAUUGUAAAGCAUCUAUUUAGCGAUCGAUUCUCAUUGAUAUGUGUGUCAAUAAGACUUCAUAUCACUGAAUUUACAGGGGAAAAUAACAUUGUCAUAAUAAUUGUUUUUGUUUUCCUUUAUCAGAUGGUGUCUUAGUCACUCUGUCCAGUAAACACCAUGGAAAACUGAUUUUGAGUACAGAAUUCAAUUUACACAUGAUUACAGAAAAGGAGAAAACUGAGAUUGUUGUGUAAGAUGUUGAUGGAAUGUCUUCCAACCAGGUACUUGUAGGUUGUGUACAUGUGGCGCUGAGCUGUAUUCCAUGGUGACAGUAUUGUAGCAACAAGAGAAAGAACUGUAAGGCAUUGCUGAGAUAUCACGUGAUAUAUUCAUCAUGUCCAUAUAAGGCAGAUGAAAUGAUAUCUGAUUAAAUACUUUCAGGAUGUACAUGUGUUAUAGAAAAGGACACCAUAAUAUGUCAUAUGUAGAUAUUUUUCACUGUAGUGCUGCCAAAAAAUACUUCUAAUAGGUAUUUGUACAAUGUAGGUACUAGUUUUGUGAGUUUGUAUAAAGACAGGAUAUCCAUGCUGUAGUUUCCUUCUAUCCGAAUAUAAAGCUCUUCAGAAGGUAAAGAUGAGACUUAUAAUGGCACUCAGAUUGUUUACAUAAGUUUUCAGUACAUCCAGCAGCAGUAAAUUUUUCUCCAAAUUAGAAUGUGUUUUGUAUAUUGAAGUGGUACAUGUAAUGUGACACCCCCAAGCGUUUCUGUUUUAUACUAGUAAGGUUGCAUGCAUUUUGAGCAUAUGUUAAAGCUGUGUCAGUCUAUUUACAACGACUGUUUCAUACAUUCUAAAACUAGAUUCCUUAAACUUACCAACUAUAAAUGGAUAUUUUUUAUUAUGGAUAGUAAUCAAAGUGUUUUUUUUCACGAGAUCGAAUAAUGUGCAGAUAAAUCUAGAAUUCAACGCUAAACAGGGCUUUGGAAUUAGUGCAAGGGUUAUUUUCUCUACCUAGGAUUAAAGGGAAAUAAUCAGUAUUGUAUAUGUGGCCAUUCUGUGAAUUUUACCUGAUUACCUCAUUGCAUUAUUCAGAUGUCAAAUGUGUUGCAUUUAGCUCAUGACAUAUACAGUAAGUACAUACUGUCAUGGCGUGAAUGAAGUAGAAAAGAUUUAUUUUAUAUGAAAUAACCUACAAAUUUUGAAUCCUGAACAGGUCCUUGAUGUUUUUGUACACAGCCAUUUGUCUAUGAAUUCAAGAUAUUGUUUAGAGGUGAUCUCAACUUGAGAUGUUUUACUAAAUUUCUGAAAGGACAAGAAAUCAUUUCCAAGAAAGUUUUAUCUAUUUUGAUAAUGUCAUCCUAAAAUGUAUUUUAAAAUAAUAACAUUGAUCAAAUCUGAAAGGCUUAGCAUGAUGAUGCAGACACAGAGUUGAAAUAAUAGGUGUUCAGGUGUUGUUGUCAAAUGAGAACAGCACUCUGAUGACCUGCACAGUCUCCUUUAUUGUGGUAUUUUGGUCAUGGAUUCGUAAAACUUCAUGCUACUAUUGUGUAUGACAUUAGAAUUAAGUAAUGUUACGCUGUAAUAAUGACGUGAAAUAUGGAUGAAUCCAAGUGGGUAAAAAAUAUCAGAACCCAUGACUUUGUGAACUAAAAGAAGACUUGUGAAAAACAUGGCCAUUUUAACCUGAACUAGUAUAGCUUACUGCAAAUAAGGAGAAUAUGUUUCUAUCUGGACCAUUUACCUGAAAACUGCUGUACUGUUUGUUUCUUUCUUCUUCUCUCAGCUCUUUCAGUGUGAGUGAGUACAGCUUGGCAACAGGUACAGGACAUUGUUUCUGUCUGGUUCUUAAUAUGUACUCUCAGUUGUUUCAGUAUUGGUGAGUACAGCUUGGCAACAGGUACAGGACAUUGUUUCUGCUUGGUUCUUAAUAAGUACUCUCAGUUGUUUCAGCGUGGGUGAGUACAGCUUGGCAACAGGUACAGGAUAUUGUGUCUGCCUGGUUCAGCUGUUUUAUUGGUGUAUCAGCAGGUAUUUUCUGGUUCUUAAUAAGUACUCUCAGUUGUUUCAGUAUGGGUGAAUACAUAUUGGCAACAGGUACAGGACAUUGUUUCAGCCUGGUUCUUAAUAAGUACUCUCAGUUGUUUCAGUAUGGGUGAGUACAGGACAUUGUUUUUGCUUGGUUCUUAAUAAGUACUCUCAGUUGUUUCAGCGUGGGUGAGUACAGCUUGGCAACAGGUACAGGACAUUGUGUCUGCCUGGUUCAGCUGUUUUAUUGGUGUAUCAGCAGGUAUUUUUAACAGAAUCCUUGUGCCUAAAAUGGAAGUUUCCUUACGGCGCUGAACAUAAUUCUCCAAUUCUGAACAUGUACUGUGCAGUCAAGAUGAGAGGAAAGGCUCAAAUCUCCAAACUUCCCACCUGCAUUAUAUUUAUAUCUCUAUACUCAGAAUAUCUGUAUUUUUUUUACCACAAAUGAAAGCAUGUUCUUUAUCCCUAUGAAAUUCUGAAAUAAUGGCUAUAAAGAUUUUUGUUAGAUGUUUGCCUUUUUUAAGGUUCUUUAUCCAUACUUUAUAGGGUUAUUGGUUGUAACCAGAGCAAACAUCUCUGCUGAUGGAAAUAAUUGUUUUGCAUGACGAACUAGUUCUGGUCACUUUAUGGCUCAGGAAUUUGUUCUGAUUUAAACAUGAAGUUUGCCUCGCAGAGAUGGCUUAGUGUACUCGUACUCGUUUAUUCUGAUGCUUUAUGUAUGAAAUCUAUUGAAGUGCUCGUUUUGCAUGUAUAGAAAUGGUCGGGUUUUUUUUUUGUUUUUUUUUUGUGGACAUGUUUUGCUUGUUUCAGUCGUAAAUAAAUAUAGUUAUAAGUAUAAGUUUAUACUUACCGUACUUGUUCUUGUACGGUAAUUGUUAUUACAGAGUGAAGUUACUGGGAUACAGAUCCAGCAUUUAUAAAAGCCAGUUAGCACUGACAUAAGACAUCCUACCUACUUGUUCAUGUAAACGUGUGAUGUGGUGGCUUUCUGCAGAAGAAGCCGGCUACAUGGAAAGCUAGUUAGCUCUUUCAUACGCUGUACCCUUAAUCUUCUGAAAUAAUCUUCUGAAAUAAUCUCUGUUGUGUUUCAUUCACGUGGCUGUGUUCUGCUGCCUAGAAAUUCAGCACCUUAUGUGUUUUGAUACUACUCCAAAUCCGUCAACCUUUUCACAAAAGAAAGAGCAACUUUCAGUGCAAGUUUUGCACAUUUUUAAUUUGAUUUUGAGGACAAAAUUACACUUGUUGGAUUGGCCAGUUUCAGGGCUACACAAAGUAAAAUUUUAUCAGUCAGCAGAGAAAAAUGCCUUCAGAAUAUGCUUGAAUAAACACCUUGCAAACAUGCAGAAAGGCUGAAGAAUUACAGUACCAACCAGUUGUAUGGUUUGUAUAUUCUUUAUCACAAUUGCAACAUUAGUGAUAUUCGGUAUAUUUUAAUUUCCUGCUACUUGCUUGCGCAUGACAAAUGCUCCAGGAAGCAGUGAUGAUGCAGUGUGGUUUGUCCUACAGUAUAUGUGCUCAGCUCAUUGACACCGUGUGGCAUCACUGCUACACCAUGUAGCACCACUGCUUGUACAUUAUCAGGUCAUUUUGUUAUGGAAUUGAAAGGUACAUGUAACCUCUUUCAAUCAUGAUAUGGAUGUGUCCCAACAAAUUUUUGUAUGAUUUUGAUUAACUUUUUAUGAAAUAUUUUUAGAUUCCUACUUUCUUUCUCUAUUUCAUUAUAGCAAUUUACCCACAAGUUCUGCUAUAGAAGUUCAUUGUGUGCAUUUUUUAUUCUGUAUGUAUAUUGUACUGCAGAUGUUGCUCCAAGCAACAUGUAUGCGGCAGCCAUGUGUGUUUGCGUGAUGUCAAACGCCCGUCUUUCCUCUGCUGCAGCCGUGUGUGUGUGUGUGUGUG
Messenger RNA from Liolophura sinensis, 6166 nucleotides. RefSeq names its product lysophosphatidylcholine acyltransferase 1-like. Gene Ontology annotation, molecular function: calcium ion binding; lysophosphatidic acid acyltransferase activity. The record is from RefSeq and is a predicted model, not a curated record. Gene Ontology annotation, cellular component: endoplasmic reticulum. The transcript has 12 exons. Lineage: Eukaryota; Metazoa; Mollusca; Polyplacophora; Chitonida; Chitonidae. Bases 9 to 1427 code for a protein of 472 amino acids.